UUUUCACACUACUUUAGAUGUGCAGUUGUCAUUUCUGCAUUGGUCAAAGACGCUGCGUAUAUGGCUUCAGGUAAAGUGUCGUAUCCUUCAGUUUUCGUGGUGGACGGACACAUGAGACCCCCUCCGUUACCCCCCAAGCCGGCCAGUCGACAUCGGCGGGAGGCCAUCCAGACUUUGCUGUUCAUCCUUGUGACUUUGGCUCUGUUUGGCAUGGCUGUGGAAGCUUGCUUCAUCUACCGUCUGUACUCAGUCAAAGAAACUAUUAUACUGACAGAUGAACCACAGACUGCCAUGAGCAAACAAGACAAAGUUGUUGCAGAACCUAAAAAAAAUCGUCUUGGAGAAAUGAAGCCAUCAAAACCAAUGGGACAACUGACCACUGGUUUGCGUGUAGAUAAUGAAGUUGUGCUGUGGCAUGAGAAUCAUGACUCCAUCCUUCACUUUAUCAAGCACAAAUCACUUGAGGGCAAACUCAUCAUAGAGAAGGAGGGAUUCUAUUCCGUCUACUCUAAGAUCAACUACAAGGAGGAGAGCAUCUUAUUCACCCACUCUGUCAUCCGGAAUACGCAGCGAUUCGCAGGCGAAGAGAUUCUGCUUCUGCAGUCGUCCAGCUUACAUCCCAAAUUCCCGAGGCCGAGAAGCAUCGAAAACAGCUUUCUCAAUGGCGUGUUUCACCUCUACAAAGACGAUGCAGUCUUUGUCAGGGUAAAAAAUUGUACACUUGUGUUGUCAAACUCUGCUGAAAACUACUUUGGGCUGUUUAUGAUUUAGAUGAAUUCUAAAGACUGCCUUUUAUCAUAUGAGAGAAGGUUGAAACAUUUGAUGGGAAAUUAAAUUUGGUUGCUAUAUUAAGCUUUCUUUUGGAAGUGUACAAAUCUGUCCCUAGACGUAACACCUCGUUUGGCCAAUCAUCUUUUUCUUAUAGAGCCACAUGUCUAUGCAAUACUCUUCCAACAGAAUUGAUCACAUGCACAGACUACAAGAUGUUUUCACGCCUGACCAAAAGGUGGUUUUAUGGAGCCAGAUUAGUCUCAAAAAUAACAUGUUUACAAAAUGAAAUUCACACAUCCACACUUACAAAAUCAAAUUUGUAAGCACAAUUCAUGGAUUUACAAGAAAAAAUCAUAAAUAUUUUCUCCAAAUGAAUGUGAUUUGCAUGUUUAUGAAUCGUGUUUUGAAUUUACAAAUUGGAUUUGUGUGUUUAUGAAUUGUGUUUUGAAUUUACGAAUUAGAUUUGUGAAUUUUCAAAUCAUUUUUUUAAUUUACAAAUUGUACUUUGUGAAUGUAAAUUGUAUUUUGGAUCUAUGAAUUGUAUUUUGUAAAUGUAUUAGUUUUGCGACUGAUCUGGCUCCAUAGUUUUAGUCAAAUAAAAUUUGUACACACUGAGUGGUGUGUUUGAUUUGACUGUGUUCAGUCUGUAUGUGAGUGAGCAGUGUUGGGUGUAAAGUAUUACAAGUAACGCAAGUUAUGUAAUAAUAUUACUUUUUCAAGUAAUGAGUAAAGUAACGCAUUACUUUAAAAAAUGGUCCGUUUCCACUGAGUGGUAUGGUACGGUUCGGUUUGGUAUGCUUUUAUGGCUGAACGCUAUUGGUUUACAGAGAUAUGUCAUUCGCUUACGCAACAAGCCAGAAUGAAAACAAAGAACCUGCCAUGUUUAAAAUACACACAGACGAGCCAAGAGAUUACAGCGUAAUAAUAUAUAUAUAUAUAUAUAUAAUAACGAGUUAUGGUCGACCCGGGCUCAAACAAACCGUGUCGUCAUCUUGAUGAACAGCCACAAAGCCAAAAAGAAGAGCAAAUUUUACCCUGUGCCCCUUAGUUUUUUACGAGCCAGUCUGAAGUGCGAGCGGUUUCGCUUUCUUGCUUGUGCUCACCUCACGUCUAUAUCUAAAAUAGCUAACUUCUUGAGCUGAUGGUAAUAAUGUGUGCUUGAUUAUUGAUGUGCUUUUGAAACCCGAUCCUGUCAGAAACUGACAAACGCGAGAGUGAAGCGCGAAAAAGCAAAGGAGAAGCCAGAAAAAAAAGAGCACAUUAUUUAUUCAGCAAACAUGAACAAACUGCCUUGUUUAACUAUUAUGAUCACCUUUUGUACUAUUAUGAACUCAGAAUAAUGGAAUUACUCUCUAACAGAAGCUACAAGUACUGCUGAAGAUUAAAGACACAUAUGAGAGGUUUGCAAUGACUGUGGGCUAUAUGUUGUUUUUGAAUCUAAAUAAGGACUAAAUGUAUGUUUGUGUAGUUUUUCUGUAGUUGGUAUCAUAUCAGAGACUGUAAGGGGCUGUAUGUGUUCAUAUAUGUUGCAUUUAUUUACUUAUUUUAUAUAAUUACAGACGUUACAGUAGGCUAUUUCGCACUGUCAUUGAUCUGCAGUUAUAAUCAAAUCAUGUUUAUAGAAAAGUUACAUUUAUACAGAAGUAUUUAUGUGUAUAAGGCAUCUGUUUUGAGAGAAGUGCUUCUCACAUGAUAUGCAAGCGACCCAUACAGCUUUACUGUAGACAUUUUCUUGAGUGAAAAUGACGUCGACUGAAACUUUCUGUCAUACACCACGCCCACCAAUAGGGUACCCUUGUAGUGGAAACGCAAGCUUAAUAAAGGUGACCCGUACCAACCCGACCCGUACCGUACUGUACCAGUCAGUGGAAACGAGCCAAAAAAGUAAUAUUAUUUGAGUUACUUCUUUAAAAAAUGUAACUCGAGUUACUUUUUAACUUAAUCAAUACUGUUUUAAAAAAUCAAGUUGAAUCACACUCAAAGAGAACAUGAGCUGCCCACAGGAACAGACUAAACUAAUAAGACAAAAAU
Molecule: messenger RNA, 2802 nt
Organism: Danio aesculapii
Lineage: Eukaryota; Metazoa; Chordata; Actinopteri; Cypriniformes; Danionidae
Gene: tnfsf14a
Product: TNF superfamily member 14
Exons: 4
Coding region: 61-771 (236 amino acids)
Biological process (GO): immune response
Cellular component (GO): membrane
Molecular function (GO): tumor necrosis factor receptor binding
Source: RefSeq, a predicted model, not a curated record